Molecule: messenger RNA, 3807 nt
Organism: Solanum dulcamara
Lineage: Eukaryota; Viridiplantae; Streptophyta; Magnoliopsida; Solanales; Solanaceae
Exons: 6
Coding region: 193-2505 (770 amino acids)
Source: RefSeq, a predicted model, not a curated record
AGAAAACACAGUAAUUAUGCAGAGACUGCUAUUAGCAACUCCUUCAUUAAGUUAUAUAUAAACGCUAAUCCCGCUACACCAACUCCCAAUUCCCAAACAUCAUUUUACGCGCCAAAAGUCGCAACUCGCAAAAUCCUCUCUUCUCUUGGGUGACAUUGUACCGGUUUGACCACUGAUUUGUGCUCAGUUUUGAUGGGUUCAAAGAGAAAAUCCAAGAAUUUCAAAAAACGAAACCUAGGUUCUGAUGAUUCUGGCAUUUUCCAGCAUCUGAUCUCAGUCCUUCAAACUCCACAGGGUGUGAAGUUACCUGUGUUGAAAAGUUUGUAUUGCCUACUUGUCCAUUUCUCCUUGAACUCACCAGAAAGUCCAACAUACAAACUUGAUUUUGAUGAUUUGGACAUGGAAGUUGAUCACAAUGGGUUUAAGGCAUCAACGAAAGAUAUAGAAACCCUCUCUGGCAUAUUAUUUGAAGAAAUGUAUGAGGGGUUUGACCAUUUAUUCUCUGCUCCCCGUGAUACUUCUGUGAAUGAUCAGAUACAAGGUAUUUUGCAGAAGAAUAUGUCCAAAGAUGCUGAAACUUUUUAUUUGCUGCUGAGGUGUUGUAUGGUCACCUUGACCUUGCUUGUAUCCCAACACAAUCUUCUUUUAGAAAAAGGGCAGGUCCUUAUGGAGUUGCUCCGAAAGUUAUGUUCAAUAAACACAUUUGCUGCAGGAAAUAGGAUGGAAAUUACUUUUCAAAAAUCAGUUUCUCAUGCAUGCACAUCAGAGGAUAAUGAUUGCAGAACAACCUCUACAGAGGACAUUGUUGCAUCCCUCCAUUUCUUUGAGCCAUCUGAUCUUCAUACUUCUUUCUUGUGUGCGACAUUUGAGGUUUUCGUGGAUGAGCUUCUGGUGCAUGGACAGUUGAGACAGUACUUUAAGCUUAUUGAUUCUCUAGCUUCUUCUGCUGAAAUUUUAUUUACACCUCAUCCUGGUCCAGGAGAUAUAGGAAUAGUAAUGGAAGUUUUGUCUAGGUACUUCUUAAUAUCAUGGUCUGAUGAGCAUAGGUCUGGAGAUCAACUUAACAGAUUAUUAUUGGUAAACAAUGAAUAUUUCAAGUCCUCAUUAAAAGCUCAUGAAUUGAGUCUGUCUGCAGCCAUAUCGUUGCUUCUCAACCCCAUCAUUCUUUCUUCCCCCAAACUAAUGCAAGCACAAUUGAUUUCAAUGAUUUACGAGGCCACCUUUUUGCUGGUGGAUAUUCUAAACCUAAAGAGAAAUCAUAGACCUUUCAAAUUCUUUCUCUCACUGUUUGAAAAAUCAGUAGCUUUGUACAUGAAACAUAUGUCCCUGUUGCAAAUUGACUGUCAGUCAUCAUUUGUUAGUCAUUCUUCUACCAAAGGUGCAGAAGGGAAGGUCAUUCAUCCCCUUUUUGAAUUGUGUAUAUUAGCAAGCACAAGAAAGGAGAUCAAUAAUUUAAUUUUGAAGUUUGAGGAUUCAUCACAAUCUCACUUUCUUAAACUUUUUUUUGAAAUGAAAUCUGACCUGAUAAGUUCCUGUGUAACAUUUGUCAAAGAGAGUCGGUAUCUUCUAGACAACUCCUGCCAAGAUGAGAUUAUGUCCACCUUAAGUUGCCUAAUUUUAAGAGCUUCGAACAAUUUCGAGGAGAACGCAAUUGUGGAUACAAGUCUGGAAGAUAUUUGUCUGCUUGUUUCUACACUGAAGUUAAUGAGCUCUUCCUUGUUACAAGUUGUCUGGUGCCUCAGAUGCAACUUGAAUUCUGGUUGUCCAAAAACCUUGAAAGAUUUUUCAUCCUGUGGGGAAUACAAUUCUAUUUUGGGAAUAAUUGACUGUUUUAAAGAGCUCAGCAUACACAGUUCAGUCCAAAAUUUAUCACAACAAAUGAUGGAAAAAGAGUCUGAGAAGCACAAAGUUUCGAAGAUGAUGUUUCUGCAUUUUUCAGGAUUGCUUUCAUUCAGUUUCUUUAAGAGGCUUGAUUGUUUAGCAAAAGGCUGUUUGUUUGUUAUUACAGCUAUGCUGAAUUUAUUCAUCUUUGAAGAAGGUAAUUUGGAUAUAUUCCAGUCGCUAGUUGAUCCAACUCCAGACUCCUUUUCAUCUGGAUUAUCUGCUGUCAGAAUCCAUGAGGCUGUAGUGGACAAGAGAUCUAGUCUUGUGGUUGCAUCAAAGUUUCAGAACGCAAGGACCCUGCAUUCAAGUUCAAGAAGGAAGGGAGAGAGCUCAGCGCUAAGCACCUCUGAGCUAUAUAACAAUGAAGAUAUUGAAGCAAUGGAAGAGGAGACGGAGGAAACAACCAACGGGAAAAUAUUUCUCAAUUGCAGAUUGCAAGCUGGACAAGUCCCUGAUUUUGAUGACUUAGCUGAUUUUAUCGAGUGCAAGCAAGGAAAGGACUACUCUUCUUGGCUAAAGCAUCGCCAAGAAUAUCGAAAGUUGAAAUGUGACAAGAUGGCACUGUUAAGGUGGAAAAGGAAGAAGAAAUCUUGGAAAGUCAUGAAAAGGAAUAAACCUUGAAUUAACUUGGAGAGUUUUCUUGGAAAGGGAACUGGUGAGUUGAAAUUCCAGCUUGCCAACCGAUGCUACUUCUGCCACAAGCACACAGAAAGUGUCAACCACUUGCUACUGCACUGCCCAGUUGCCUCAGACCUUUGGAAUAUGUUUGCUGUUUUUUGGUCUUUCCUGGAUCAUGCCCUUCUGUGUUAGGGAUGCUCUUGAAAGUUGGAGUUCACUGGAAGUUUACAAAGCCAACCAUCAAGGGUAUCUGGAUGAUGAUCCCUGGUGCUAUCUUUUGGUGUUUAUGGACAGAGAGAACCAAAUAUUUUGAUGGAAUUUCAACUUCUAGAAAUCUUUUGCGAGGCAGAUGUCUAGUUAGCCUUUUUAGCUGGUCCAAAUUGACCCUUGUAUAUAAUUUAGUACUCUUCUUGGAUUUUGUUAGCUCUAUAGUUUAAGAAGAAGCUACAAAUCCUUAUUUUUGUGAGCUCAACUGAUCUAUCCUUGUAAAGCGUGCAUCUUCUUGAUGCCUUUAAAUGAAUCUACUUCAUCAAAGAAAAAGUAGAGGAGACUGGUGAGUUGAGCUUCAUUGUGUUGACCUGGACAUAUAUUAGGAUAUCGCCAACUGAACAAUUGCUGUUGAAUGAUGUUUUGACAAUGCUUUCCUCAGUACAUGUAAGAAAAUUGCUUAAAGGGUUUUAUUUAAUGUCUGCAGUCUCAUUUAAGUAGGGUGAAAUCCGAAGACAGAUAUGCUUGUAAGUCGGAUCCUAGCAAGUUAAUGGAGCUUCCUUUUGUCCUUAUUAAGGCGGUGAAAUGGCUAUAGAGUCCAGGAAACUGCCUCUGCAACACGAUUAAGCUGAUAUUACAUCUUGAUUUAGGCAUAGCAGAGUUUGGCAUGCUGACCUUGAACUUGGUUCAAGGUACCAGAUGCUUUUACGGAUAAAUUUAUGGGCAAAUUACACCAGACGACACUCCCUAAGAUAUGUUUACCACUUUUUGGACCUAACUUUAUAAAAUAACCCAAAAUGGCCCAAUUUUAACAAAAAGGCCAUAUUUGGUGUGAUUUUCCCUAAACUUAACACACCUCUCUUCUGAAAGAAAGAAAAUGUCUGAAGAAGUUCUCCUCUUCUUACCUUUCAGUUUUCAGGUCGGCUUCUUCAGGCUUCUACAUCUUCUGAUUGAGGUAAAGUAAAUAAGGUUGAUAUGACGUCUAGCAUUGUGUCUGAUGCUAUUCCGAUUUCUAAUAUAAGCCCGAUUUUCAUGGAUAACAAAGUGCAAAAAGACACAGAUGUGAUGCCGAUUACAAUUGCGAGUACAAUCCCUAUU